AUGAUCACAGUGACUAAUUCAAAUGCUGGUGCUGAAUCAAAUGAUCAACAACAACAACAACAAUCACAACCAAUAAGCACAACCAUAACAAAUAGAAUGAAUCCAAAUCUUUCACAGCAACAACAAUAUCAAUCUCGGUAUAAUCAACAAGGAUGGGGAACAAAUAAUAGUAAUAGUGCCGAAUUGUAUCAGCAACAACCACAACAGUAUUCUUCUUAUUAUGAUCAAGCUAUGUAUGGUGGUCAAUACGAUCAAUUAGCAGCUACAAUGUAUGCUCAACAACAACAGCCACAACAAAUGUUAGGUGAUGGAACAAUACCGCAAGAAUCACCAAAAGGUGGCUAUGUUGUGUAUGUUUAUGGAAUUGGUCAACGAGCAACACAAGAAGAAUUAUUAAUGUUAUUUCAACAAUAUGGUCGUGUUCUACGUGUUGAUGUCAUUAUUGAUUUUAAUACAGGAUUAGGAAAAGGUUUUGCAUUUGUUGCCAUGGAACGAUAUCAAGAUGCUCAAUUAGCUAUACAAAGUCUUGAUCGUAUGCCAUAUCAUGGUAAACAGCUACAAGUGCGAUUCAAAGCAAAUUGA
Didymodactylos carnosus is the source of this 582-nucleotide messenger RNA. Lineage: Eukaryota; Metazoa; Rotifera; Eurotatoria; Philodinida; Philodinidae. The record is from the annotation of a GenBank genome assembly.